Messenger RNA from Schistocerca americana (American grasshopper), 745 nucleotides. RefSeq lists its product as uncharacterized. NCBI's taxonomy places the organism in Eukaryota, Metazoa, Arthropoda, Insecta, Orthoptera, Acrididae. The transcript is spliced from 3 exons. The coding region runs from base 128 to 451 and encodes 107 amino acids. The record is from RefSeq and is a predicted model, not a curated record.
CAAGAAAGGUCUUUUUGUAGAAUCCUCCUGCCACAUAAAACGAAGUUUUGCAUGUGAAACGCGCGCUAACGUAUCACUACUAGAAACAGAAAAACUAACCUUCGGUAAUGUUAAUUACCUUGUUGUCAUGAACAAGCUUAUUUGGGACGAGGCCUCGGAAAUAUGUAGGCACAACAAUGGACAACUCGCUCAACUGGAUCCGUCGGAGAAUCAGAGGCUGAAUGGCAUAGGAAAAGUGUACGAGAACCUGUGGCUGGGCGGACAAAUAAGGGACACCGAGUGGCUGUGGGACGAUGGUUCGAAGAUCCAGCAACCCGGAACGGCAGUGGCUGCGACGACGUCGGAACGACGGUGCGUGGGCGUAUCGCGCAUCGGGCCGCAGCAGCCAGUGAAGCUGGAGGCGUGGUCGUGUUCCGAGCCGCGCGGCUUUCUCUGCCGCUUGGGAGCCUAGGCCGCACGGCGCGCCCGAGGACAAAGCCACACAGCAACGUCAGCGCUCCAGACUGUACACCUGCCCUCUGAAGAAUCUGUCCAGGCGAUAUUAACCCAUUCCUCGGCUUAUUUCUUCUGCUUUCGAGCAAUGACGGGACCUUCCGCUGCCGACCAUUCCCGCGUCUCCUUCGUACACCUCAUUCUGGAGACUUCCGGAUUGGGUGACAUAGUGUCGCGUCGAUUAUAAUAACUUUGUUCCUGAGUCGUUAGAUGUGCAAGAAAUGUGAUAACCUUGAAAACUAGUUUUUUUUUC